Molecule: messenger RNA, 3124 nt
Organism: Pomacea canaliculata
Lineage: Eukaryota; Metazoa; Mollusca; Gastropoda; Architaenioglossa; Ampullariidae
Exons: 4
Coding region: 444-1334 (296 amino acids)
Source: RefSeq, a predicted model, not a curated record
GAGGAGGAGGAGGAUGUCUUGUUGGGGUAGGGACAGUGAGAUGUAAAUGGUUCUGAGGGCGAAUACUUAAGUAUAGGAAGUUACAGCUUCUUCUUUGAUCGCUUCUACCUUCUGUGAUGAGUCAGGUACAUCUUGCUCAACAAAAAUGCUCGUCAAAGUCGUACUGUGUGCAGCAGGCUUUAGACGGACGUCAUCGUUCUGCGAACUCGGCGGUGUGCAACUUCCAAGAAUGUCGCUGCGGCAACCAGCGCACGCGACACGUGGUGCACCUGUACCGACGCACCUUGGCGGAUCAAUCGCGCCGCUCGCCCUGGCGACCUGUCAGCAGAACAGGGUGGGGCCUGCGCCGUCCUUCGCUCGUGCACACAGGGACGAGGACAUGAUUCUGGAGUGAAGACAUCCUCAGCUGGUGAGUGUAGACCUGAAAACCAGACCUGAGCAAGAUGGCGGGGCACGUCACAGCGCAACAUCCGGAAGUGUCGUCAGGGCGGCGCCAGCAGGUGCAGGUGAACAGACGUCUUGUCCGUUUCAAGUUCCGCCACUGCAUCUUUAAACUUGGAGUCAUCGGAGUUCUCGUCGCCGUCUUUUUCAUCGUCUUCGGACUUUGCGGUCCUGGCUGGGCUAGUCAUUACUAUCUGUGGACGGAUGAACUAUACCAAAGUAAUAAAGCGAGUGUCGCCGCCGUCAGAGUGCUGUACUGCGUGACAAUAACUGGAAUCAUCUUGUCCCUGGCGCUGGAGGCUUAUCAGGAUUUUUGCAAAGUACCUCCGCCAGCUGAGAACAAGGCUGUGGAAAUCGUUUCCUUCAUAGCAGGUCUUUCGGGAAUCGUCGGCACCGUCAUAUUUUCGUUGCUUUUCCCGGGAAACGAGAACCUGGGUUGGGCCUUUGGUCUGUCGGCCACGUCAUCGACCCUCACCACCGUGUCCUCCCUUCUGAUUGCUGGUAGCCGUGUGUUCCACAAGGAUUCGCUGACCUCGGCCAUAGCAGACUCAACAGUGGCAGGAACAUCAGCUGCUGACGACGGGCACCUGGCGCCACCUGGCAUUCCCCUGCAGAACUUUCAAGCAACCGCUUAUCCCGAGAGGUACUUGUCGGAGUUUCCUCACUCAUCGUCCGCCACGUCAUCAAGGAGCGCAGAUGCAGUUGAAACAUCGAGCGAUGUGCACGCGCAGUACGUUCAGCCUGCAGACGGUGCCCCUCCCUUCUACGUCAUGGGAGGUCACGUGGUUCCACCGUCCGCACCACCUUUCACAGGAGACUCGGGGCGUGACCCUUUGGGGUCAUUCACACCCGUGGUGCCCAGCGCGCCGCCGUUGGAGGAUGUUUUGUACUGAAAUAGCGUGUGUUAUUGUGGAUUCGUGACGUGCCUUCAGCAGUUACUGGUCACGUGACUGCUUGGAAUUACACAUUUCGGCUUGUGAACAACAGUUAAACAAUUGGACUGCGCUUGUAAAUAUUGAAAGUCCCCCGGUGCUGAUCAAAUGUUGAGAAGUCUCAAAGAUAUUUCAAAUUAACGUGUAUUUUUAAAGAAAUUAUUUGAUCUCGUCUGUUAAUGGUUAUUUACAUGUUAUUAUUUUCCACUUUGCCUUUCAAAGUCUUCGUGUUGUAUUUCGUCGCUGACCAUGUGCGUCCGAUCCGUAUUCAAUAGUCUUUGGCUCCACUUGAGAUGGUGAAAACCUCUGAGAAACGGAGGCAUCGUCAAGAAACAAUGUAAGGCGUACGUAGCAACGGUGCCUACACCCUCCCGGUGAUUAACAGUUAUAGAAAUACAGAGACCCUGUUUACAAGUUGAUAUGAACAAUCUAGAAACAUAUCUAGCUUAUAAGUUGACAGGCACAAGAACUCGCAUUUGGUUCAUGUUCUUUUUCUAUGUCCUGUCCUCUCGCCUGGAAUGAACAGUCUCUUCAUAUUCGCUGGAAACCUACUCUCUUCCUUCAAAAUGGAUUUAAAAUCUUACCUUUCUCUCCUCAUAUAACCCCGCGUGUGUGUCCAUGAAUUCUUUUUUCAUUUCUUAUGACUUUGUAUAAGAAGACCUGGUUCUUUAUAAAACUAUUAUUAUUUUUUCUGGACGGACAUGACGUGGUGACACUAAUGGUCCACGAGGUCGGUCGCUGAAGAUGGCAUCUAGUCUUCUCCCAGCAGAAGCUCAGGCAGUUCUUCGGUGCUUCAUACUUUCGUUUUCUUUUUGCUCAAUUUUCCUGUUUAACGAGAAGAAUUUUAAACUAUCACAUUUUGUGAUCAUGAUCGUGCCUUUAGCUUUGUGUUUUGCUGCGCAGGACACAACAGAAUGAAGGCAGAAUACUGCUUUAUAUUAACCACUGCAAGGUCUGCAAAAAUGGCGGAGAUGCCUAUAAUGCAUUUCAAGUAAAGUCAUUUUACCAAAACUUGUUCAUGCCAGAGGCUGGCUUUAUGUGAAGUCUUAAGUCCGAGAAGAGGUUAAGCCCAAGUUUGUCGGCUUACCUUCCGAAAAUCUGUGGAUAGUCAACUUGUCAUUUGACACAGUGACCACACCCAUUUUGAAGCCGUCACAUGCGUACACACCAGCGGACACAGUUAAGCCGUCGAACUUAUUAACAUCGACUUAAGACUUCACGUGGAACCGACCCCAGAGAUGCGAGCUUGGCGUUGACAGCAACAUACGGGUGUCUAGAGGACAAAGGGCAAGGGGCAAGGGCGAGCUUCGCGUUGACAACACUCACAUACGGGUGUCUAGAGAGAUAAGGACGUCAUCACUACGAGCUCACGUUUUAUUGCCGUUUGUUUGUCAAUAAUGCCUCUCCAUCUAUUACUGUUUCCACGCUGAUACUCGAUUUCAGUGAUCUACAAAUGUCCUCUUGCAUGUUGUUAUAAAUCAGUAUUUUGCUCGCCACCUAAUUCUGUCUAUAAUAAUAAUGUUUUAAUAUAGACUAUUAAUUUCAAAUUGUUAUUGUAUAUUUUACCUGUUUGAGGUUACAUAUAUAGUUGAAAUAUUUAUUGUCUAAUUAUACGCUAACAAAGACGUAUGCCUUACUGAACAAUCAAAGAAUGCCUCAAAUUAAACAAUGUUUUCAUCAAAGCAGUUUAUGACUACUGAUCUCUGUAAAAACCUUGAUAGUCCAUUAAACAAAAAGCUUUUUGAACAGAA